This is a messenger RNA of Daphnia pulicaria, 757 nucleotides long. RefSeq lists its product as uncharacterized. NCBI's taxonomy places the organism in Eukaryota, Metazoa, Arthropoda, Branchiopoda, Diplostraca, Daphniidae. The record is from RefSeq and is a predicted model, not a curated record. The transcript has 3 exons. Bases 174 to 716 code for a protein of 180 amino acids.
UAAAACAUAAAUAUCAAUUAGCAUGUUAUAAUUACGGCAAUAAAAUUCAAUUCAUCGGCAAUUCAACCUAAUUACAGACACGUUGGAGUGGAAAUCCAAAAGGUCUACUUGGACCGCUCAAAGGAGGGUUAAUCCUCGAAUUCUUAGCGACCCGUUUAAAUUUCACGUACGAAAUGGUUAGAGUGACGGGAUACAGAGCGGAGCCAUCAGAAAAUGGACCAGGACUGCUUAACUAUUUAUGGGAUCAACAAUGCGAAUUGCUGGUCAACGAUCUGAUUCCGACAUUCCAGCGCAAUAAAGUGGUCGAUUUCACACUACCUUGGGCUUACGAUCACAUCAAAUUCCUCAUUCCCGUCACUGAUGAAUCGGCCAACAUCAACGCCGUCGUCAAACCUUUCCAAUGGCCGGUUUGUAAUCCCGAGAUAGAUGACAUUCUUUUUCGUGUUCAACAGCGUCCAUUCUUCAAUCAACAGAUUUGGCUGGGAGUAGGAAUAUCAAUCGUUUGCGUCAUCGCAGUUUUAGAUUUAAUCCAGCGCUACUUGGAAUCUGCAUCCGGGACAGGAUUUGAACCUAACAAUAAACCACAGACUGGAGGGUUGACGAACGAUGGGCAACUUCGUGGAACGAAAACAAAAACCGAAAAACCAUAUCUCUACGUUGUUGGCAAUUUAGUAUCACAAGGUUUUUCGAUCUUACAAGUUUUGUUGAGUGAAUAACAGGGACAAAAAAGUCAAAUAUUGUUAUUAAUUAGGCGGUG